CUAGUGCAUCCGAACGCCGCCAUGGCUCUGCGGCCGGAGGUCCUGGACGAGCUGCCAGCCGCCUGUCUGUCGCCGUGUGGACCGCCCAACCCUGCCGAGCUGUUCAGUGAGGCCCGGCGCUUGGCGCUCGAGGAGCUGGUGGCCGGCGGCCCCGGCGCCUUCGCGGCCUUCCUGCGUCGCGAGCGCCUGGGCCGCUUUUUGAACCCGGACGAGGUGCGCGCCAUCCUGAGCGCGGCUGAGCAGCCGGGGGAAGAGGGUGCGGCGGCCGAGGACUCCUUCGGCUCGUCGCACGACUGCUCGUCGGGCACCUACUUCCCGGAGCAGUCGGACCUGGAGCCGCCGCUGCUGGAGCUCGGCUGGCCCGCCUUCUACCAGGGUGCCUACCGCGGCGCCACGCGCGUCGAGGCGCACUUCCAGCCUCGCGGCGCGGGCGCCGGCGCCGGUGGCCCCUACGGCUGCAAGGACGCGCUGCGCCAGCAGCUGCGCUCCGCGCGAGAGGUGAUUGCAGUGGUAAUGGAUGUCUUUACAGACAUUGACAUCUUCAGAGACCUGCAGGAAAUAUGUAGGAAACAGGGAGUUGCUGUGUAUAUCCUUCUGGACCAGGCUCUACUUUCUCAAUUUUUGGAUAUGUGCAUGGAUCUGAAAGUUCAUCCGGAACAGGAAAAGCUGAUGACAGUUCGGACUAUUACGGGAAACAUCUACUAUGCAAGAUCAGGAACGAAAAUUGUUGGGAAGGUUCACGAAAAGUUCACAUUGAUUGACGGCAUUCGCGUGGCAACAGGCUCCUACAGUUUCACAUGGACGGAUGGCAAAUUGAACAGCAGUAACUUGGUAAUUCUAUCUGGCCAAGUGGUGGAACACUUUGACUUGGAGUUCCGAAUUCUCUAUGCCCAAUCAACGCCUAUCAGCCCCAAACUCCUGUCUAACUUCCAGAUCAGCAACAAGUUUGACUAUCUGGCUGACCAGAAACCACAGUCCAGGGAGCUCACGUUGGGCAACUUGCUGCGCAUGCGGCUGGCCAGACUCUCAAGUACACCCAGGAAGAGUGACCUGGACUCAGAGGUGCCCACCGAGCGCGAGGCGGAGACCAAGUGCCGCGACUCAGGGUCCUCCACCCUUAGUGAGGAAGACCACUUCAACAGCCACAAGAAUGAACCAGAGAGCAGAAAGUCUGCUGAUGUGGCCACACAAACAGAGCCAGGAGAGCAGGUGUGUGCAGUGCAUGUGGGAACACAAGUCAGCACUGUCAUGGCAUGUGCCGGGACCCAAGCCGCAGUCCCCACCAGGGGAGUGAGCUCCCAAACCAUGGUUUGGUCCAAGUCGGCCACCACUCAGACUGAUUCGGACGAGCACAUGCUCUUUACUCAGGGAACCCCAUCUAAAGAAGGGUCACCAGUCUCAAAAAUGUCUGUUUCGAGAUCUUCCAGUUUAAAGUCUUCUUCCUCCUUGUCUUCCCAAGGAUCCGUGGCAAGCUCCACAGGUUCCCACGCUUCCAUCAGAGCCACCGAUGUCCACAGUCCUGGAUAUCCCAAGUACUUGGGCACCCCCCACUUGGAUCUGUACUUGAGAGACUCCUUUAGAAACUUGAAUAAAGAGCGGCAGUUUCACUUUGCUGGUAUCAGGUCCCGGCUCAACAACAUGCUGGCCAUGUUGUCAAGGAGAACAUUCUUUACCGAAAACUACCUUGGUUUUAACUCUGGAAAUUUUAACAGAGCACCGGUUAAUUUGCUUGCUAUUAGAGAUAUAACACUUUAUCCUUCUUAUCAGUAACUGCUCAGGGCUCAGACUCCUGGGCUCAGCCAGGCUUGGCAUCAUCCAAGCUUCCUGCUUUAAAACGUGUGUCCCUAAUUGCCUUUCUUUCCCUUGACUUGUCUGAAUUCUGCACAUUAUUUUACAUGCUUCUGUUUUAUUUUUGUCAUGCACAAACCAGGUACUGGUUUUAUGGUUUAUGGGUAGGGUUUUUUGCACAGUUUUAGUACAGUCAUGCACUACAUAAUGAUGUGGUGGACCACAGAUACGGUGGUGCUCCCAUAAGAUUAUAAUACCAUAUUUUUACAAUACUUUUCUUAUGUUUUGUUUAUAGAUACAUAAAAUACCACUGUGUUACAGUUGCCUGUGGUAUUCGGCAUAAUAACACGCUGUCCAGGUUUAUGUCAUAAGGCCUAGGUGUGUAGAAUGUUAUGCCAUCCAGGUUUGUGUAAGGACACUUCAUGAUGCUCACACAACUACGGGAUGGGCUGAAGACACAUUUCUCAGAACUUAUCCCUGUCAAGUGACACGUGACUGUACUGAUGUCUCUUAAAGAGAAUAUUCAGGUGUUCUAAGGUCAAUUCAGGUAAGAGAUGGAAUAUAUUUUUUGAUGUAAUAAUUUUAUUACAACAAAAUGGAAUAAAAAUGUUACACACUCACUGGGGUUAUCCCAUUUUAUAACAUACAUUAUGUUUCCUAAAGUUACAGUGAACUCAAAAACAGUCCUGCACUGUCCUGUUGCUUCCCGUGAGGUCUCAGAACUACAGUUUCAUCAGACAUGAAAGUUCCCCCCCAAAAUUAUCAUGAAAACUGAACUUUCAUGGAGAACAUAGGUAAAGGAAAGGCCUUAGACGGUAAGAGAAGGGGGAACUGAGAAAACAUGUGGAGGGAAGCUUUAUAAACGUCACAGAAGCUCACUAUUGCAUUGCUAUAAUCCAGAAACCCCCGCAAUCUGACCCUCAGGCUUUUGCACAUGCUGAGCUAAGGGUGGGGAUUUGGUGGCCAGACUAUAAUGACUGUUCUUCUUUAAAGAAAACAGCAAAAAUGCAUUGUCAGAAUCGAUAAUAUUGGUGUCUUGUGGCCAAGAAUCUUUACCUGCUCCCAGAACCCAGCUGGAAGAGUGUAUCACAUCCACUUUGCAGUAACGCUUGCUGGAGGUGAAGGCCUAAGCGCCCCGUAGAGCAAGGGUCCCUGCUGUCUUGGUCUCCCAGGGGGAACCGUGAUCCUCCUCUACAAAUAGGACACUUCUCGUGUCCUCAUUAAGUCUUAUAUAACAAGUGGCCAUUUCCACAUUCAGAGGAUCCUCCACCCUGAAGUUGCUCAGCAUAUCUGGGAUUCUCCAGUGUUACCCCCAGCACUUGAGCUCUGGAUUCACUGGCUGGGGCUUUAGCGUCUGCACCAACUCAGUUGUUCCCAGGUCCUACAGCAGCUCCAGGGCCGGUUUGUGGCUUGUCUGUCAGCUUUCUGUAUAUGUGUCUCAUCCUUUUUGUUGGGCCAUUCUCCAUUGUCUUCAAGUUGACGGAAAAUCUCUGUCCAGCAUCUCCAGAUGUAAUUGCUCCUCCUCAUGGAGAACUAGAUGCAUCUUCUGAUAGGGAAUUUUGAUCACUAUUUUCCUCAAGGCCACGUAGUCUGUGAAUGAAUGAGUUUUGCUGGUUUCCUGAUUUAGAUGGUUUUGUGCUCCUGAGUCAUUUUUCAUAAAGAGUCCAUUUUCUUCACAAGUUCCUCCUGGGACUAUUCAGCCCAUUCUACUGGACAGAGACUGUGAGUUGUGUGCUCUGGUGCCUCCGAGCAGGACCCACAGAGCAGUGUCUUGUCGGCCUCACAGAAGAGCCCCUUCACCUCCAUGUGUGCCCCACAGAUCUGCUUCUCUGAGGUGUGGACCUGCCUGGCAAGGGAAACCAGCUUCUUGAGUAGGAAAUUGGUUUUGAAGUCUGCCUUCUCUGAUCUUUCCCUGCACUGGAGGGCAGCACACUGGGGUCUCCUCCCAGCAGAAGUGGAGGCCGGGCCGGCAAAAGUUGUGCCCACAGUCUAUGGUGAUGGAGUCUAUGAAGUAGUUCAUGCAUACGAUGGGCAGGUGAGUUCAUUCUGGAGGGCGUCCAAGGUGUCUGAAUCCAUGUUUCUCAAAAUUAAAUCCGAGUCGACUCUAACUGCUGGAAGCUCUGACAGAUCUGUUGAUAACCAUAUCAACAGGUUAGCAGUAACUCUUGGCUCUCCAAAGCCCCGCAGCCACUAGUUCAGUGGGUCUUUUCUGGAGAAGUCCUUGAGAAGGAGUAUGCUUUGUAUUUUUAUUCAUUUGUGCGCUCUUCUGUUUUAGAAGUCUGAAUCACCAUUGUUUUUAUGAUCUAAAUCCGGUUUAGAAAAAGAAAACUGUAUCUUAAUUGUUUAUCACUUUAGAAUAUCUGUUCUUAGCAUUAAAAAAUACAAAGAACUUUUGAUUGCCUGAGUGCUUUUUUUUUUUUUUUCCUUUCCCUCUGGUACUUUUUUCUUUAAAUCUAGGAGGGUGUCACACAUAAAUGCACCUUGCAGUUAUUCUUACAGUGUCA
This is a messenger RNA of Nycticebus coucang (slow loris), 4292 nucleotides long. RefSeq names its product family with sequence similarity 83 member D (gene SACK1D). Bases 22 to 1770 code for a protein of 582 amino acids. Lineage: Eukaryota; Metazoa; Chordata; Mammalia; Primates; Lorisidae. The transcript is spliced from 4 exons. Gene Ontology annotation, cellular component: cytosol; mitotic spindle pole. Gene Ontology annotation, biological process: protein localization to mitotic spindle; positive regulation of cell cycle G1/S phase transition; regulation of ERK1 and ERK2 cascade. The record is from RefSeq and is a predicted model, not a curated record.